AGCGGGGCAGCUGAGGGCGGCUCUCGCGAUACUCGAGGCGGGGCGGUGGAGCCGAGUUUGAAUGAUGGCGGCGGGGCGGGCUGAGCGCUGAGGGCAUAAAUGUUAAGUGACACUUGAAUGAACUUCUGAAGGCAAUAAAAGGAAGAAAAAAAUGGAGACAGAGACCAUUCUAAAUCUUAGACAACAACUGAAAGAAGCAGAGAACGAGCGAAGAAAGGCUGCACAAUAUGGCUUACACUUACUGGAGUCUCAGAAUGAAAUUCAAAAUCAGUUGGAUCAAAUACGGCGUGAAUUAACGGAGAAGACUGAGAUAUUUGAACAAGAGAAAUAUUCUCUUCAGAGAGAAAUCGAACUUAAGAAUAGGAUGUUGGAAAGCCUGAGUUUUGAAUGUGAUGCCCUCAAGCAACAGCAAAAUGUGCAACUUGAUAAACAGAAAGAACAACUUGCCAGAGCUCAUGGACAAGAAGUCAAUGACCUUAAAUGCAAGUUGGAGAACCUGAAGGCAGAACUGGAUGAAACCCGGCUCUCUGAGAAACAAUUGAGACACAAAGUGGACCAUCAGAAGGAAAUAAUUGCUGCCAAAACAGAAGAGCUACACAUGAUGUCUGAACGUGUGCAUGAAACCAUGUCUUCAGAAAUGCUCAAUCUUCAGAUGGAGCUCACAGAGCUAGAAAGUGUGAAGGCCAAUGUUGAAGAAAAGCUGAAUGAACUGCAGUACAGCAAAGAACAACUUGAACUCAUAAAUAGUAACUUACGUAAUCAGCUGGAGCGUCUACAAGGAGAAAAAGAAGAGAGGGAAAAAGAAGUUGUUUCUUACUGUAAUGCACUGGAGAAAGCUCGUGAAGCUAAUCAAGAGCUUCAGGUUCAGCUGGAUCAUGUGGUGCAGCAAUCUUUGGAUCCUACAAGCAAAGGCAAUUCUCUCUUUGCUGAGGUGGAGGACCGUAGGGCAGAAAUGGAACGACAGCUGAUCAGUGUGAAAAUAAAAUAUCAGUCACUACAAAAACAACAUGCAUUCACUAGAGAACAAUUGCAAAGAAUGAAGCUGCAAAUGGCUACCUUGCUACAGAUGAAAGGUUCUCAGGCAGAAUUUGAGCAGCUGGAACGCUUACAGUCAAUGUUGGAGCAAAAGAACGGUGAAAUUGAAGAUCUUCUUGUGAAAGUGAGGCAACUAGAAAAAUUCAAGACUUUAUAUGAGAAUAUGGAAGAAUGUAGAGCGAGUACCAGCUCAAAAGGAGGAGAGUCUGAAGAUGGUUACUACGCAGACUUGCUGCAAAUGAAACUCGACAACUCAAACAAGGAAACAGAAACCUUGAAAAAUGAACUAUCUUUGCAGAGGAUGAAAGCUUUGUACGAGAGCCAAAGAGUUCUGGAAGUUGAAAGAAAACUCUUUACAAAUGAGAGGCAGUUGCAAGCUUGUCAGAGUGAGAACAUGAAUUUGCGAGUUAUGCUGGAUGAAUUAAAAAUGAAAUAUGAACCUGAAGAGUUACUUAAAGUCACUAAAAUUAAAAAGAAAAGGGAGAAGAUUCCAGUGGAUGCUACUUGUGAAUAUUUGGACAGCAAAAAUGCUUCAGUGAAUGAGGCUCCUCUCACUCAUCUUCCAUGUAAGGAAGAAGCUAAGACGACUUCAAGCAACUUGGAGCAAAUUGAUUCUUCGUCCAAAAAACAAACGCUUGAAGCAUCACCGAUCAAUGUAGGCCUUCAGUCAACGGACAAGGUAGUUGAACCUGAAAGGAAGAGAGUUAAAACUAAAGAUGACAGUCUUGACACCUGCAGAAGCGGAAGUAAUUUUUUGACUUCAAGUGCCCCCAGGUCAGUGUCAACUUCUGUAUAUGGUCAAGGCAAUCAGCACAGUCCUGCACCUCUUUUCUUUCGCUGCAUGAACUAUGCUAUCCACUUGUUUAUCUGUUUCCUCAGUAUUGCAUGCCGUGUAAUUCCUAAGCUCCAGCUGCCUACCUUCGACCUCUCAAAACUUUUUAGAAAGACUAAAAUGGUGGCUUAUGAAAAAGACUCUUGAAACUGUAACUGUUCUUGAAAUGAUGUUAAGGUUAAAGGUGUGUAUGUACUGUUACAACUUGGUUGUUUUGCUUUUCUUUCGAAAGUUAGACUGUUUUGUCAUGUAACUGCAUUGCAUCUGAAGGUCUAAAAUAAACCAACCCCAAUCAGUAGGCAUCAUGCUUCAGAUUCAUACCUUAUUCUAGCCAUCCUCAAUUUCAGAUUGAGGCUAAAGCCUAAAAAAAAGAGUAAAAAAAAUAAAGAGUAGUAAACUUAACAGGACUUGUAGUAUACAAGGUUAUAUAUUAAUUGUGCUAUGAAUUCAUAUUAGCAGGCCACUGACUUUGCUAACCUGGAUGCAUGAUAACUUGAAAUGUAACUGUUAAAACUAAGAUUAAUCUUAUUUCAUAAAUAGAGAGUGACUUAAGGCAGUCCUUGUGCAUGUUUGUUCCAGAACAGCCUGAAGCGUGCUUUGAAACAAGACUGAAGAAAGCUUAAAGAUUGUUGAGGGCAGUAGGGUAGGGCUGUAUCUUCGGUUGAGGGGAAAAUGUUCGUGUGAAUAAUAUUUCGGGUCCUAACAACAAAUACCUUUCAGAUCAGUUUGUGCAAUCUAGAAUGUCAGCAGCUUCCAAGAUGAAUGAAUGAGCCUGAAUUCUGUACAGUUGAUCCAAAACAGCAUUUAUAUGUAGUUGAUUAUUUUGCCUCAGAUCAAUUGUUCGUGGCUGUGUUGGAUGUAAUUAAGAGGUUUAAAGGAGCUGCACAGUGUAGUCCCCCAAAGCAGGCUGCAAAAACUGCAAGGGAAUGAGAAGUUGAGUCAGCUACAUCAGCGUAUGCAGGGACCCUUCCUGAGGAGGAAAGAGCAGAGAGGUCAGACAUGGGUGGCAAAUACUGAGAGGAGGGAUUUAUGGUGUUCUGUGUGCAUGAAGGAACAGUUGUGUAAACUGGGUAUGGAAAUGUAACUUUAAUAUUGUUCUGAAGAUGGUGAUAAAAUACUGCAGGCAGUAAAUUGUUGGAAAAAUGUUAUGUGAAUGGAGGAGGUCAGCCUCUUCUGAGCUGGAGGGGGGUUGAGGAAAGGAAAAUGUUUUAUGGCACUGAUAUUUUGGGAGCAUAGGAAAAGUGAAAGAAGAUGAAGACAAAGGUUUUAAUUGUGCACACAUAAGGAAUAAAAUGUAACAGGGGAGUGGGAAAAACGUUUUUCCUACGCUCCAUAAAUCCACCUCCACAUCUGGUUUUGAAAUGAUAGUAGAGUGAGUAAAGGGUAAAUCAAGAAGUAAGAUUCUGGUCAUGUUUGACAUCAUAUUGAUGAAGUAUUAAAUCCCCACCUAAUGAGCUUGUAAGUUACCACUGAGGAUCCCUUAAAUCCUAACUUUUUAUUAUAUAUUAAGUAGGAAAUCUAGAUUAAAAUCUGAGUGUUUGGGAGUCUAGUUUUCUGAAGGAUCUUUAGGCUUAUGUGAUGCACGUGAGUAAAACUCUUCAUGGGGUCCUUGCUAAAUGGAUGGGGGCAAAAUGUGUGCGCAAAUUGAGUAUGAAUGUGGACCUAAAAAUUGAGAGUUUGGGGGAAAGGAAAAAGUGUAAUUGGCACUUGCAUAUUGUGGUGUUUGUAGAGAUGAGCCAUAUUAAGCAUGGAUGGGUUGGUUGCAAAUUUCAUUCCUAGGAAAAGGUGUUGGGAAGGUGUUGUAAUCCUGGUUUAGGAGUAAGAAGUAGCUGGAUGCUCAGCAUGUACAGCCACUGGGGGAAAAUUUCCUUGCUUGCUAACUACAGUUCCAGCCUGCUGUAGCAUGAGCUCCCUGCAGGCUGCAGCACGAAUAUCUGCUCUGAUGUUACUUUGUGGGCAGCAAGAGAACAACCUGCUGCACUGCAGUUGUUUUCAUGGGCUGCAGGGGAAUCUCAGCUCUGGUACUUGGAGCAUCUCCUGCCCCUUCUUCCUUACUGACCCUGGCAUCUGCAGUGUUGUUUAAGUUUUUUUUCAACUCUUCUCCCCUGCAGUUGCUGUGCGGUGAUGUUUUGGGGUUUUUUUAUCCUUCAUGUUAUUUACAGAGAUGCCACCAGUGCUGCCAGUGGGCUCAGCUUUGGCAGCAGGCCUGUUCUGGAGCUGGCUCUAUUGUAAUGUGGGCUGGUCCCUGGCUUUCUCCUUGAGGUUGCUCCUGCAGCCCCUCCCCUUCCCUCACCAUCACCUUGCCACAUGAAUGCAGUGCAGAGCUGUUCUCUCAGAUUCCUUGUGGUUAGCUUGCUUUUCACUUGUGUUGUGUUGUGGCCACUCAGCAUUGUAAUGGCAACAAUAGCAAGGUACAGUUAGAGGUCAAGGAACAGAAAGUGAGUAGCUUCUUAGCAGAGCAGUUCCAUCAAGGGAAGGCAGUGAAGUUACUGGAAUCUCUUCCUUGUCAACUACUGAUUCAUGAAAUACUUCUUUAGCGGGAACUGUCUGUCCCACUAUAGUGCUUUGUGAAAUAAGAUGCCAUGCUGUAAUACUUAAACCUUCAAUAUAAACUUCAGUCAGUGCAAACGCUUCACCUGUGACUUAGUUGUGAAACUUGCAGCUAAACUGCUGCGGUAUCAGACAGGCUUUAGAAUGUGAUUUGAGCUUUCUUGAGGGAAGUGUGGAGGGAGGAACACUGAAUCCUAGUCCACAACAAGAAUUGGACUGUAUGGUAGAACUGAAAAAUAGGAGAUGACUCGUGAUGUUCCUGAGAAGCUGCAAGGCCAAAUUCCUAAUGAAUUUGGUGACUUGAGCAGACAGCAGAACAGCCCUAAUGAAAAGUACAGGUGAGCAUAUGCUGAGUAGUAUUACUUCUUAUCAGCUCAUUGCACGGUAAUGGGCAGUUUUGUUUGGAUCAUCAGGAAAACUGAGAAUAAAUAGUAGCUUUGAACUGACUUCAGCUGUUCCAUAGGUUACACAGAGCACGAGCUUUCUCUAAAACUUUCAGGUUGAAAAUCUGAAUCUCAUUCCACAUAUCCUGAUAUAGUAAGAGUUUAAGGGAAUGCUAAGUCCCUACUUUGAUAGGUUACAUAAUAUUGAAUGGUUGUUCUUAAACCUCUUUUCAUUUGCUUUUCAUCAUAGCAAGUGUGUUUCAAGGUUGUUUUAAAUGUCUUUAUAAUAUUUACCAUGGGAACACAAAGUAUCUGUGCAGGAGUAAUGUCAUGGCAUUAAGAUGACAAUAUUGCUUCUCAGAGUUCUUUGCAUUGAAGACAAUAUCCCUUGAAGUCUGAGUUAAUGCAGUUCCUAUAAUUACUUUUCACCUGUGGUGGAGAAAAAAACUCUUGUCUGUAACAGUGGGUGGGUUUCUGUGAUGAAUACAUAAAUACAUAACUUCAUGCUCUGUUUGUUCUCUGACUGAAGUAUGUUCUUAAAUGUAUCUUCAGUGUAGACUUAAAUUGAGGUAUGUAAAACUUGUGAAGUCACCAAAGUGGCUGGUCACAAAGUAUCUGUUUCUGAUUACAGAUGCUAACGAAGCAUAGACUGAAAUGCAGAUUAAACACUAACAAAGAGAUAAGUACUAAGAGUAUGUUUUCUCCUUACUCCUUCUCUGAAUUGGUGGUUCUUGUGGUGGCCUUGCACUUGGCUACUUGCGAGUUGCAGCACAUCUAUAAGGGAGUGCAGCUGGUGGAAAGCUGAUUAUGGACGAAAGAUGGUUACCCAUCAGCAUUACAGGUGUGGGCUUCUUAGAAAGCAAGCACCAGAGCAAACACAGCUGACUUAGGGGAUAUGCACAACAAACCAUACUUGCUUUCUCAUGUAUUGAGACAGUCCUUAUAACAUGCAGGGAUGAGACAACAUUAGAUUUGUGUUGACAUGUAAUGUGAUAUUUAAUUUUUGACUACCCGUAACUUGUUUUGCUUUUGAAACAGUAAUAGUCAAUUGUUUGUGGGAGAUUGAGAAAAUACUGCUGUAAAUUAGUUUUAAUGACAUUUGUGUGUUUAGUAAUUAAAGCAUCAAAUAGUUCUGAGGUCUAAAUGCUUUUUAACUUUUAAACAGCGUUGUGGCAAUUGCUGUUGUGUUCCCAGCUGUAUUCGUAACAGCAUUAAAACAAAUCACUGGACAAAUGAUGUAAUAUUGAGCCUGAAGAUAAACUUCCCACUUCAUGUUUUCAGAUCUUCAGGAACUAAGAUAAAGCGGCAGUAAUGCAGAGCUGGGUUGGAAACCAGGAUAUUGCUUGUUGUGGAUUCUUUGUUUUGUAAUGUUAAUACAAAAGCUCAAUUUUAUGAUGUUGCUGGGACUUGAUUUCACGUGGAGAUCCGUUUUCAUGUGAUGUGAUUUCCUUUGCCUACGUGGCACAAUUAGCGUGUUUUUCUUCUUAAAGGCUGAUGUCAGUCACUCACCACUUUCAGUGAGCUUUAUUUGCCAGAUACUGCAGCAGAUAAGCGGCAAAAAAAA
This is a messenger RNA of Coturnix japonica (Japanese quail), 6364 nucleotides long. RefSeq names its product spindle apparatus coiled-coil protein 1 (gene SPDL1). Gene Ontology annotation, cellular component: outer kinetochore; spindle pole. The record is from RefSeq and is a predicted model, not a curated record. Gene Ontology annotation, biological process: establishment of mitotic spindle orientation; mitotic metaphase chromosome alignment; mitotic spindle assembly checkpoint signaling. Gene Ontology annotation, molecular function: kinetochore binding. Lineage: Eukaryota; Metazoa; Chordata; Aves; Galliformes; Phasianidae.